Molecule: messenger RNA, 210 nt
Organism: Racocetra fulgida
Lineage: Eukaryota; Fungi; Glomeromycota; Glomeromycetes; Diversisporales; Gigasporaceae
Source: the annotation of a GenBank genome assembly
AUGGAAUAUGUUAUCAUUGGUGUCAUUAAGAAAUUAGCAACGACAGAAAUAGCUGGUAUUAAGGGCAUUAUUUGGGGUGAUGGCACCACUUCUGCGCCACCUACAGGAAUUAUUUGGGACGAAGGAUUAAGAGUGGAAAGGGUCCCUUCAGGAUCAAAAUUUUCCUUUAUUAAAUUUAAUCGUGCCGAAAACAAAGUAUCUAUUCCCUGA